GCUCGCGCCAUAGAGAGACACACCAGCGGCGAGGAGCACUCACGUGGCGACGAGGAAAGAGGGGCAGAGACGCCAGAGGAGGAGGAGAGACGUCGGCCGGCUUCGGGACUCGCCUGCUACAGUCCUAACUCGACUUCAGCCCGCGACAGAUUAACGCGCGAGUGCGUGAUAAGCAGCACCCGACGGUCGGACCCCUAUACCCCUUGACUUACUUUUUAGAAGUAUCGGUAUUUUCAAAAAGUACCGUUUGCUCUUUUGUUUACCGGUUUCUGGUGAAAUCGAAGUUACAGAAGAAGGAAAAAAAAGUCCUCUCACCCGUUUGACACUGCGAGCUUUUCCUUCUUAAAAAAGGGGGUUGGCCAGUGUCGUACGCACGGGGGUUGGGGCGCUUGGCAGGAGGAUCCAGAGGAUACGUGCCGGGGGGAAUGUACUGACCAGUGCUGCGUCGAGUAUAUAGCUUGAUCGGUGAUCGGUUGACCAGCUGUCACUCGAGAAGGAGCCACAGCAGGGGGGCUUUGGAUAGAAAAAAAAAAAAACAUACAUAGCUCGCUCGCAACGACUCGUCUGUCCGGAGAUGGUACGAGGAGCGGAUCGCUGCUGAGGCCACAGUCUGAGAGUAAAACAACAUAAUCUUCAGAUUCAAAAUGAAGCCGUGCAAGCUCACCUGCCUGUUGGUACUAUCCUGCCUGGCCCUCGUGGACCCAGCCAGUGCUCUUUGCACUCUGAGCCACCUAACGUCCGCGCAAUGCCACGAGCUCGAGGACACGCGCUCCAUCGACACGCACCAGCUGCACGACCUCCGCGCCCCGACGUCCCUGAAAGUCCUGGCGCCCGACAAUUUUCGCAACCUGACGAACCUUCGACACCUGGAUCUAUCCGGGGGCAAAGUGGAAAACAUCACCAGCGGGACCUUCGCCAAGCUCGGCUCCUUGCAAACGUUGAAUCUCGCCGAGAAUCGCAUCAAGUACUUGGAACCCGGUGCCCUCGACGGGCUGAAGCAGCUCCAUAGCUUGAAACUCGACGACAACAACGUCACCCAGCUCCCGGUCGCACUCACGAGUUUGAAGAAACUGAGGUUUCUGGACCUGUCCAGCAACCCCAUGAACUGCGACUGCGCCAGCAUGAAACUCCGCGACGUCCUUCUCGCGAGAGGAGUGAGGAUAUCGAAGAAGACCCUAUGCGCCGAGCCGAUUUCCGCGAGGGACACCUCCAUCCUGAAACCCAAUUCCACCACCACUUGUGCCUUCGAGGGGCAAGAUCGGGAGAUGCAGGGAGACCAGCCGGCUGAGACUGAAGCGGCUAGCGACGCGAAAGGAGGCGAAGACGAGGCGCUCAACGAAACGGGAGAGCCCGCCAGUAAUGAUGACAAAAAAGGAGGCGAGCAACCCCCCGACAACGAGACCGAAAGGGUGACCGUGGUGGUCGAGACAAGUCAGCCUUCGAGGUCUACGGAAGAACCUUCUUUGCCCCCAUCUGCAACGACUCCCGCGGCUGAAGUUGUGGAGGAUGCUUCGCCCGUUGCCGUUUCGACGACAUCUGAAAGCGCCACGACGGAAAAAGCAGAUGUGCCGAAAGAUCCGCCACUGACGACGGAAAUACCUUUGGUAACAGCCGCGGUAGAGCUGGAGGAGCCAAAAGCUACGGAGGCUCCGGAAGGAACAACGGAACCGACUGAUCCAGAGGAAUCCAAAGAGACCGAGAGAGACGAAGCUCCCGUCGAGUCUUCCGCCACGGAAGCGUCGGAUAUCUUGGCGUCUUCCACGGAAUUGGAGAAGAUAAACCUCAUCGCGUCCGACGAGGGUUCCGGAGAUGCCGAAGACGACGGUUCUGGGUUCAUGGACUCGGGGAUGAUUGCACCCAACGUACCCGAACACAUCGACUUCAAUCAAACCCACGAGGCGUCGGGAGAGGAGGAGUCAGACAAGGUGAGCUCAUCGAGUGCACCAACUACGAGCACGUCAACGACCGAGAGCUUGAGUUGGUGGGGUGUCAUCAGCAGUAUCAAUCUCUUUGGUACCAAUGACGCGUCCACCCCUCCGUCAACUACCAAAAGCGCGGAAGACGAUUUGAAGGAGGAGCAGUUCAUCAAGGUAUUUCACAUUACUUCUACCGAGUCGGAGAGACCCGCCCAGGAGCCGACCGUGUCACCGAAAGUCUUGCUGCAAGACGAAGCUUUGCCGAAGAAGGUGUACUCAGCUUACGAGGGCGACACGAACGACGAUAUGGGAGCCAACGAUAGUAAUGUCGACGUGGAACGGAACUCCAAAGAAUGGAAGCACGGAAUGGGCUCGUACUUGGUGUUGUCCGCUCUGUUGAUAAUUCUCCUGGGUUUGAUAGUGACGGCCGCCUACAAGGGUGAUUUUUGUCGAAGGAAACAUAAACGCCGGGACGUGGAACGCGGAAAAGAGCUGAAGGACAUGAAAAAGACCCUGUUGGAUCAGAACGUGGCGCAGUCGAAAAUACAGGCGUCGAACGGAGUGAUUUUGGAGAACGUGCCACUGAUGAACAGUUCCACCCCACCGGAGGAGCCCAAGGACAAUCAGACGAGCUACGACAUUACACCGGCAAAUGGCGCAAAUGGCACGAGUCGGUCCAACGGAUAUGCCCCCGACAUAAACGAUCCGGUGAAACCACCGAGAAAGUCGUACCACCAGGGGAUCGAGGCACCCCUCAAUGGUCUAAAUCCUCCGAUGGAGGACAUAGACGGUCCGGAUAGUCCGUGCCUCCACAACGGCUCCCAGGAUGAUUUGGACAGCUACGAGGACAAGCCACCGCUGAGUCCUGGAGCUCAGAGGGUAAAGAUCACGAUGCAAGACAAUCCGGACAGUGUGGCGAAGACACCGAUAUUGAUAACGCGGUUGAACGAUGGUGAAAACCUAGUCAAAACGCCGUGAAGUAGGCGAGGCACUGGAUUUUUUUUUUUUUUUUCAUCCCAACGGGGACGGGAUGUUUUUAUGUUCAUUCCAGAUGACUAGUUUGGGUACAGCUUCGGCGAAUAAUACGAAACAUCAUCGGACAUAAUAUAUCAUUAUUUACAAUCAAUUGCAUGUGUAAUUAAGCUAAAAUCCCUCGAUGGGCAGAUACCAUUACACUUACGUGCCUAUACGCAGUUGAAGAUGGAAAUUAUUGUUCAGCAAUUAGACAACUCGUUUGCUUAUGUUAAAUCCUCGGAAUUACUCAAUUACGAUUUUCAGGACAUGCGUAAUUGUUGCCGUGGGUGAUAAUCUUGUCACUAUCGGUGAAUAGUCCAAUUACCGAAAAUUUUCAAUGAACAAAUCAAUCGUGGUGAUGUUUUUCCUAUUACUACUUCAUUGCUCGUUAUACGCAUCCAAGAAAAAGAAAGUGAAGAAUUCAUCAGACCGCAUGCUUAUCGCGGGAAUGGCCAAAUUUUACUACGAAAUCUGGUGGAUGCUUUGCUUUUGAUUUCUUUGUGCUGCACGCACUAAUUUGUUUUUCCGUUGAAGAAAAAAAAGAAAGAAAAAAGAAAUGAUAAUAUUUAUUUAGUCCCAUAGAAGCUGUGAUUUGACUGCCUUAAUUCACGAUCAAAGUGUAAAUCAUGCAAAGUGCAACGUGUGCCUAAGCUGUAGGAAAAAACAAAAAAGAAUUCCGAACACGAACGACAUUGUAUCAUCAAAGAUGAGCGGACGCUAGUCACUUCUUGUACGAUACUUGUAAUAAACCAAUGAUGAGAGACAAAGUGAUACAUGAAAUUACAUUCUGAUCAACGGACGAGAAUAAACUACUUGUACUUGGUAACAAUUUUCACUAGAAAAUCGAUAUUUGAUAUCCUAAGCGAAACAUUUGAGGAUGGACGUGUCGAUUGAUCAUGAAUUUUAAUAUAAAUGCGAGUGUAUCAUAUGAAUAAAUUUAUUUAUUUAUUUCUAGCGAUUCUCGCAUUUUCGUUGUUAUAAGAUUAUUUUUUUAAGUAUAACAUAAUUGUUUAUUUGUACAAGACAUGUGUACACCUACGUUUUAUAUUAUAAAUAUAUAUAUGCAUUAAAAUGUUAUAUUACAGUAAUUUUAUAAAAUCAAGUUACAUUUGAAUGAAAACAGUGUAAAAACGUUCAUUCCAUUAUUGUAGGAAAAUUUUUAUCCUGUGAUUAUUAUUAAAAAGUGUAUAGUCUGAGCAAAUACGCAUUACCAUGUACACAUCAAACACAUACUUUUAAUGAAAAAGUUUUCCUUCAAAUGCAACAAAUAAGCUCAAAAUAAACUAUUAGUAAUAAAAAUCAUGCUUUGUUUGGAUCCUUGUGGAAAAAGCAAUUUUAUGUAAUUUUUCUAGAUAUCCAGCUUAAUAAGGUAUCAAACUUCCUAUAUGUAUGAUAAUAAUAAUUUAGGUGCCCGAGAGUUACAUAUAAUUUAACGAAACUGUCGAAAAUCACGUACUAUGUCUGUUUACAGUACGAAUCGAUAGUUCCUUCAUUUUUGUAGAUACGAUAUAUUUUUAUGUUAAUUUUUUAAUCAUCUACAAUAAAAGACGUAUUGAUAUUUACACGCAAACACCGAUAUGCGUUAGUAUAUUUUGUAUAUUCAUACUGACAAUUUUUUUUUUUCACCAAGUAAUAUUCAUACUCGAAUCAUUUAAAAAUUACUACAGCGCUUGGUGGAGCAAACAAGUACACGUGUUAUCAUCCCAUUUCAACCUAUUUCAAGUUGGCUGAUCUUAUCAGUUUGGCAUGUCUACAGCGGAUAAGGUGGAUUACGCGUACCUCAUGUUGCAAGUCAAACCGAAAUGUAUAUUUACGCGAGGUACAAAUGAAUCUGUUUGUUUAAAAAUGUAUGGUUGCCGUCACGUGUGUUGUAACCGCUGCGACAUGACCAAGAAAAUUUUUUUGUAUUCAAAUAAAAAAUUAUGCAGCUGUGAACGUCGAAUGUCGAAGGAGAUUAAAAAUAUUUUUCACUCUUUGUGUACUACAUCUACCCAUCAACAAAAAUCAUCGACAAGAGUAAGCAAAGGCUUUAUUGUUUUGUUUGGAAACACGUUCAUUUUUAUAACCGUAUGAUUUUUAUCAAUAAGAGUUUUAUUAAAUAAAUCAAAACGAGUCGUUAUUAUAAA
Molecule: messenger RNA, 5056 nt
Organism: Copidosoma floridanum
Lineage: Eukaryota; Metazoa; Arthropoda; Insecta; Hymenoptera; Encyrtidae
Gene: wdp
Product: Leucine rich repeat protein windpipe
Cellular component (GO): plasma membrane
Molecular function (GO): protein binding
Source: RefSeq, a predicted model, not a curated record